Molecule: messenger RNA, 1990 nt
Organism: Carya illinoinensis
Lineage: Eukaryota; Viridiplantae; Streptophyta; Magnoliopsida; Fagales; Juglandaceae
Product: FCS-Like Zinc finger 8-like
Exons: 3
Coding region: 804-1655 (283 amino acids)
Source: RefSeq, a predicted model, not a curated record
CUUAAAAGGGGCACGCCCCCAACAUAAACUCUUCCCUUUUGAGUUGUAGGCUAUCCUUUUUCUCUUUUAUUUUUUGUUUUUUUAACUUUCGCUUUUUGAUCUGUUUGCAAGUUCGUUGCGAACAGAAAGAGGAAUUAAUGGUAGAGUGAAUUAAGCACCCACGAACAGAAAGCAAAGAUUUGAGUCUUUUGGGGGAGAGAGAGAGAGAUAAAGUGUCUUAUCUUUCAUUUACUACAUGGUGAUGAUAUUGAUGGGUUUUCUUUUUCAUGGGGAGUGGUGAAACAAUUUAUACCAUUUCUUUCAGAAGCGCGCACUAGAGUAUAAAAAUACAGUUCCUUUGUUGUUAUAAAUGGCAGGCCUCUUGUCCAUGUCUGGUCUUGAUCACAUGGCUUGCAUGCGAGUUGUUACGAUGGUAAUUGGUCUUUGUUCUUCCUGGGGGAACACGGCCAAAUAAGGGCACCCUGCUUUUAUUUACUGGUCAUGUUCCAUUAGUGCCAAGAUCGAAUUAAUGGAUCAGGCAUUUUCACAGUGUAAACUGUAAAGUACUGGGUUUGUUUCUUUUAUUAAUUUCUGGGUUUUAUUGACGGAGCAAAGGGCAAUCGAGUAGUGUUUUUCAAGGAAGAAAGAGUGCGUUUUUCUUCUACCUUCAAAGCUCCAAGGUUUGGCCCCAGACUUUCAGCUGUAGCAACUGAUCAUGGCUGUCACUGGGCUAUAUUUACCCUAAUAAUAGCAUGUGAGCUCUCAAUUACACUGCAAAUUAAAACUAUUUUACUGCGCCGAGGACUAUCCGAGAAGAGGGAGUUAUGCUGAGAAAUAGAUCCAGAGCAGUGACCAGCAAGCAAUCAUUAAUGGCUGAUCACAGCUCUCAACAAUCUCCCACCCAAAAACGUACCAGGCCAAUCCCAUCUUUCUUUGGCUCUCCAAGAUUCAGAGCUUUCACAGCAAAGGGUCUCUCUGAGAGUGAAGCAGUGAUGAGUCCAACCUCAAUUCUCGACACCACACCAGUCUCAUGUUCUUGUGUAAACGCCUUCUCAUACGACAGAAGCCAACCAAAAUCCGGAAAAAAUUUCUCAGAAAACAAACACUCAUGGGAUAAAAUGGACUCAAAAGGCAUUGCACUUGCUCUUUUAGAUACUUUCAAUGAUGGAAGUAAUGAAGAUUCUUCUAAACCCAGCAAUGGAAAGGUUCUCUUUGGUAAAAAGCUUAGAGUUCAAAUUCCUCCCAUGAUACUCACUACACUUUCUCCAAAUGAGUCUCCAAUAUCUCCGGGUGAUUUUGGAAUCAAGACCCGGAAUUUGCAAUUAUCAGAAUUUGCUUCUCCACGAGUUGUCAAGGCUAGUCUCUCUGUGAGUGAGAUGGAGCUGUCUGAGGAAUAUACAUGCGUGAUAUCUCACGGGCCUAUUCCAAGAACCACUCGUAUAUUUGAUAACUGCAUUGUGGAGACGUAUUGUUCUUUGCCGGGUGAGCAUAAGUCUUCCUCGGAGAACUUCCUCAGCUUCUGCUACACUUGCAAGAAGAAUCUUGAACAGACUAAAGACAUUUACAUUUACAGGGGUGAGAAAGCCUUUUGCAGUCAUGAUUGCCGUUACCAAGAAAUGCUGCUAGACGGAGUGAAUAAUUCAGAAUUUGAGGAUGGCCAUAAAGAAUUUUCUUGAUCAACAGCUCUCAAAAAGCCUGUGUUAUCAGAAAAAUAUCGUCACUUUUUUUUUUUUUUUUUUUCCCAUUCUUGACUACGAAUUGAUCACUUGGGGAUGAUUUAUUUAGGGACAAAAACUGUUAGGUCAGAGUGGGUUUUCCUUUUAACUUUUCUUUUAUAGUGUUUCUAAAAUUUGUAUAAUUUUUUUCUGGGCUUUUAGUUUCUGGACUUGUAUUUGCUUUUUACCCUCUCCCGAGCAGAUAGAGAUAAGAGAGGAGUGUGGGACAUUGUUGUAGAGUUGUUUUUGCUCGAAGUGACGACUAAUUUGAGUGCUUCUAGCAUUAUUCCCAAGGA